Molecule: messenger RNA, 2970 nt
Organism: Candidula unifasciata
Lineage: Eukaryota; Metazoa; Mollusca; Gastropoda; Stylommatophora; Geomitridae
Source: the annotation of a GenBank genome assembly
AUGGGCGACGGACCUAACAUCGACACCACCACAAUGGACACUUUAAUAGUGUCCAGGAUUUUGGAAAGCAGACCGAAAGACAUCGUCUGUCCCAUGUUUUGUCAGAUGAACCAACUCACAGACUGUGGGUACGAGCGUGUUUGGCUCCAGGUGGCCAGAUGGGUCAAAUUCCAAGAGGUACUAGAUGAGGACGCACACAGAUGGUCCAAACCCCACGUACCGUCUAUAUCCUUGAAAGCGCUCGUUUGUUUGAGCAAAGAGUUGCGACAAGCUCCCCUUCUUUUGGAUCCAGAAGUCACCGAUUUCUACUCUGUUAUAGACAAGAUUGUGACAUCUUGGUUGCAAUGUGGCUUCAUAGAACGGCACCAGGAAGAGGACAUCAAAGCGACCCUUCGUAAGCCAAUCAGGCACGUCCACGAGUACAAGUCGUUACGGUCUGUUUCUAUGGGAACCAAUCUUCUGCAGAUUAAAGAGCGUGGUUUGAACAUUUCAAAUGUCUCCUUGGAGAGCGCGGGCAGUGUCAAAGGUCAGUCUUACAUUUUGGUAACAAAAGUCUUACAUUUUGGUAUGUUUCAGAAAAACGUAAAGUUCCAAAGAAAAAUCCCUAAAAACGCUGUUGCCACCAAUAUCUUAGUUGGAGAAGUUCCAACACUUCGUCGACCACUGAUGGCAUUGGUUCGGCUCAACCCGGCCCGCCAUUUGGGUUGUCUAUGUGAGGUCAAGCUGGCAACCCAGUUCGUGUUUGUCUGCUUGUCUCCGGGAGCUGUGUGUGGCUAUGACGUCACGGAGAUAGGUCGAUGUGUGGGCACGCUGAUGAUCGACCCAAUUUUUCGAGAAGUAGCAGGGCACUGCUGCAACAGGUUUGAGGUUCUAGCAGGGAUUCGAGAGUUUACAAGUCACCUGACUGCCCUGCCUUCUUGUGUUUGGGACCCCACCACGAGAAUAGAGCCCCCAGCCAAACUACCCCCACAGGAUUUUAGAAUCCGCUCCAGUGUGGCCCAAGAAGACCAGAGAACGCAGAUUGAGGCUGAAAAGAUGCAUUUGGCAGAAGCAGAACUCACAAGAACGGGAAAACUAUUUGGUGGCUUGAUCGCUGACAUCAAAAGGAAAGUGCCUUGGUAUCUGAGCGACUUCAAGGACGGUUUACAUGUCCAGUGUUUGGCAUCCACCAUUUAUCUGUUUCUGGCAACACUGACGCCUAAUGUGACGUUCGGAGGGCUGCUGGGCCAAGAAACCGAUCAUCUUAUGGGUACAAUGGAAUGUAUUCUUGCUGCCUCCAUCACUGGUGUUGUGUAUGCCUUAUUUUCCGGACAACCACUCAACAUCCUCGGGUCCACUGGCCCCAUGUUGGUUAUGGAGACGAUAAUCUUUCAGUUCUGCAGGGAUCACGGGUGGGAUUUCAUGGCAUUCCGAGUCUGGAUUGGGCUGUGGACAACUUUGAUUCUGAUUGUUAUAGUGGCAUUUGACCUGAGUGCUUUAGUGCGCUUCAUAACACGAUUUACAGAGGAGUGCUUUGCUUGUCUUAUAGCCCUCAUCUUCAUCUAUGAAGCUUUUACCAAGGUUAUCAGCAUCAACGACCAGUAUACUGUACAUCUGGGCAGCCAUUCUGAACUCCCAGCAUGUCCUGUUUUGAACGUGACAAAUCUAACAGACGCUCCAGCAAAUAUGACAUCAACAGUCUCUACGAUAGCUAACAGCACUAUCACAACAACGAUAUCCAACAUCACAGCCACACUACCCACAUGCCACAGUUACGUGGCAGAUGUCUUCCUUUUGUCUGUUCUAGAAUUUCUGUUCACUUUUGGUAUUGCAUUUGCUCUGGUGAGAUUUAGGAGCAGCGUUUUCUUUCCAAAUGUGGUGCGACAGAUGCUGAGCGACUUCGGAGUUCUCAUAGCCAUUUUAAUCGUUGUUGGAGCAGAUGUCUUGCUGAAGAUUGACACCCCGAAACUGACUGUCCCUGACAAGUUUUCGCCCACUCGCCCUGACAGGCCUUGGUUCAUCAAUCCUGUCAGUGACAAAAACCCUUGGUGGCUGACGGUGGCCGCGGCACUUCCUGCCUUGCUGGCAACCAUCUUAGUGUUUAUGGAUCAACAGAUCACUGCAGUCAUUGUCAAUCGGAAAGAGCAUAAGUUAAAGAAAGGAUUCGGAUACCAUCUGGACAUGCUAGUGCUGGCUGCUCUGAUUGCUGUCAAUUCCUUGCUAGGAUUGCCCUGGUUUGUCGCUGCAACGGUCUCUGCAAUAGCCCACAUUAUGAGUCUGAAGGUUGAGUCUGACUGUACGGCACCCGGAGAAAAACCGGAGUUCCUUGGUGUCCGGGAGCAGAGAGUUACAUCCCUUCUGGUUGGAGUUCUCAGUGGGUUAUCGGUCCUGUUGACUGCUGUGUUGAAGUUUAUCCCGCUGCCAGUUUUGUAUGGUGUCUUCCUGUUUAUGGGCGUCAGGGCUCUAGAUGGUAUGCAGCUUGUUGACCGGUGUUGCCUGUUCAUCAUCAGUCCCAAAUACCAGCCGGACUACCCGUAUCUCCGCCACGUUGCCCUGUACCGGGUUCAUAUCUACACCUUUAUUCAAAUUAUCUGCCUGGCUGCACUCUGGAUCAUUAAGUCAUUCAUUGAAACAUCAAUUGGUUUUCCAGUCAUGGUGUUAGCGAUCUGUUUUGUCCGCAAGUUCCUCGACUGGUUGUUCACACAGUGUGAGUUAAGUUGGCUGGACCAUGUCCUACCUGCCAUGUGCACACAAGGAAGAGACGAGCAGCAGGAAAUGUCCACCCGUCUACCUCACGGUCACCAGCAGCAGACACAUGACAAAGGGGACCAUAAUGACCAGACUGAGAUGACCACCAACGCAGUCGGCGUAGUCCUCCAUCUCAUCACCGUUGAUGUUAGCAACGAUGUAGGAGUAGAUAACCCAAACGUUGCAAGUCUUACAGACGAAGGCGAGAUAGACAAAUGCCAGGCAGUUGUUCCACACAGCUAG